Molecule: messenger RNA, 4162 nt
Organism: Linum tenue
Lineage: Eukaryota; Viridiplantae; Streptophyta; Magnoliopsida; Malpighiales; Linaceae
Source: the annotation of a GenBank genome assembly
CGGCACUAUUCCCAUAAUCAAAAGAGUCAAAUCCUCUUAUAUUCAUUUCGUUCCCCAACCCAAUACCCACCACCAUUGCCUCUCUCAACACCUUCCCAGAAAACAGAGCACUUCAAAGUUCAAAACAAACCAAAAUUGCGAGCGAGGGAGCUAUUCAUCGAACGAACAGUAGCCAGCGAGCCAGUGUUGAGAAGCAGGCAAAGCAAAAGUUGUCUCUUGACGCCGGCUCGCUGCGCGAUGUUUGCGACCCUUUUCCAUGGCCUGAUGGGUGGAGUUCGGGGAGGGACCCUGCCUCUCUGAGUUCCCUUCGCUGAUCAGUAGUGGUUCUCUUCCUACUGAUGUGAGGAAUCCAGUUGGUUUUCAACUUUUUAAUUUUAUUUACUUUGGGUCGUUGUUAUGGUGGCGCUCCUGGAAGACUUCGAGGCAGCAAAUUGGUUGCAGGGAAAUUAUACACCUUGCUGAUUCUUCAUUUGGUCACUUGAUCAAGAGGGUGUUUUCAGCAGAUUUGGUGUUUUUUCUCUUCUGGUCAAUCAAAUACUUUCAACAUGGUGCAAGUCUUCCUCUAGCUUGAUCUUCCUACUGGAAAAGUUCAGCUUCAAGCAGGACAGAUCUUCUUUGGCAACUUAAAUUUCUUCUGACCAAGUAACUUGUUUCUCAAGUUUAUACCUUGGAUUCAGCUUCUUCGGGCAAAUCUUCUUUGGCAGGGUUACUGUGAUCUCCACUUUUAGCUGUGAAUUUAGAAGAAGGGACUUGAUAUCGUCAGAGAACGAGUCUCUUGUAUAUCAAUUACCAAGGAUCGCUGUGUACUUGGCAAAUCAUACUUCAGCAUCAAAGCCUUAUUGGUAUUCCAACUUUUGUGGUAGAAUCUUGUUCAGAAGCUUUCUGUAACAGAAGCUUCAGUCCAAUUCAUUGGGCAAAUCUCCUUUGGCAUUCGGGAGUGCUCAGCUGACUCCCUAUUAUCCUUGUUUACUGUAUAUCCCUCGGUCUCUCUGCCUUCCAAGGCCAGUAUUCUCAUCGAGAAUAUCGUAGCUAGGCAUUGGCUCUGGAAAUCAAGUUAGUGUGGCAGUCAACAAUCAAGAGGUACCUUAUCUCAUAACUUCUUCAGAAUAGGUUUGCUUGAAUUCAUGACCCAAGGCAACAACUUCGUUGCUCCUUUAAAGAUUGUUCAGUUAUCAUUUAUUUCUGGCAUGGUUUGGUAUCAUUAGAUUUCUAUCUUUAUGCGCUCUCGAUUCUUGGUAAAUUGAUCGAAGCAUGGUUUUCACUAUUGUAGGUGAUGGACAUGCUUCAGAGUGACUCCGAUUGGGAGAGUUCCAGUGACAGUGGCAGCAGCAGCGAGGACAUGGAGGAACUCGAGUUUAGGUACGGAGGACAAGCACACAGCAUUCUGUCUUGCCUCGACGAGAGCAUAGGAAAGAUUGAUGAUUUCCUCUCCUCCGAGCAUGGCUUUGUCUGUGGAGACAUCGUCAGCUCAGUAACUGAUAAAUCCGGACAAACAGGCAGAGUUGUGAAUGUGACAAUGUUGGUCGACCUUGAAAGUCUCUAUGGGAGAGUCAUAAAGAACAUGGACUCCAAGAAACUCUCGAAAAUCCGGUCCAUUUCUGUGGGAGACAACGUGAUUCAAGGGCCGUGGAUUGGAAGAGUUGACAAAGUAAUCGACAGCAUCACAAUGCUGUUUGAUGAUGGAAUGAUUUGCGAGAUAGAUGGAACAGACCAAGAAAAGCUGGUCCCACUUCCUCCAAACUUACUCGAAGACCCAUUGUAUCCCUAUUAUCCUGGACAGCGAGUACAAGUUCGGCUCCCCACUGCUGCUUCUCGGUCAACUCGAUGGCUGUGCAAUGAAUGGAAGGAAAAUCACGGUAUGGGGACCAUCUCUGCUGUGAACGCAGGCACCGUGCAUGUCGAUUGGCUUGCUUGUGCACUUGGUGGUUGUGAUGAAGUUAGCCCUCAGACAUCUCCUCCACCUGUUCAACAUGCGAAUGACUUGACCUUGUUGCCGUUAUUUCUGCAUGAGAACUGGCAGCUUGGUGACUGGUGCAGAGUUCCUGCUGUUGACACAAAGGAAAUAUUUGUUAUUGGGAAAACGAAGACUACAGUUGAUAUUGCAUGGCAGGAUGGUACGAGCUCAUUUGGUUUAUACUCACAGUCUCUACUCCCUGUGAAUGUUGUCAAUGCUCAUGAAUUCUGGCCUGGGCAGUUUGUUCUCGAGAAGAGUGCAAAUGAUGAUGAACCGCCUGCUUCUGGUGGCCAAAAAUGGGGUAUUGUGAGUGCUGUGGAUGCAAAAGAACAUACGGUCAAGGUGAAGUGGAAAUCUUUUGUGGACAUGAGUAAUACAGGGAGUGAUCAGGUGGAAGAAGUUGUAAGUGCAUAUGAAUUAGCUGAACAUCCAGAUUACUCAUACUGUUAUGGAGAAAUUGUGUUUAGAGCCCAUGUUGAUGAUCAUCCUUCUGAAGAUUACACAUCAUGUAUUGGUUUCGUAUCGGGGUUUAAAGAUGAUGGCAUUGAAGUGACUUUUGCUUCUGGCGCUGAAAUCACUGUUGUUCCAAGUGACAUUUUUCGGGCUGAGAAACAUGAGGGUUCUACUGGGACUCCCCUCCAAGACCACGCUGUCGAGGACCUGAGCCAAGUGGCAGUAGACCGUGGAAAACAACUUGUUGACCAUGCUGAUUCACCAGAUCCCAACGGAAAGGGAGAGGAUAGCAAUAACCAUCCCUGGGAGUCUAGUUCUUCGUAUUUUCUUCAUCCGUCCACUUUUGGAAUCUUGACUAGCAUAGCAGCAAGGAUAUUUGGAUCUUUCACUUCCUCAUCAAUGCCUAAUCCUUGCUGUGUUGCUGAAGAUGGAGAUCAACUCGAGCAAUUUGAAAAGGAACGAGUACCUGGAACUUAUUGUGGUCUCUCCACAGACAUGAAACCCUUGGUGGCAGUUGAGAUGCAGAGAUUCGAAACGGCUUGCCCAGAGCAAGAAGCUGUUGACGUUGACGAAAACGAAGGAUUUAAAAGCUCCUCUGCCACACAGAGUUGUGAUUUGUUCAGGAAAUUUGAUAUGGUUAAUGAUUGCUCUGACCAUCACUUUGUUGAUGGUGCAGGCAAAGAAAUGACGAUGUCUCAGGUGAAAAGAAGUUGGUUGAAGAGGGUACAGCAGGAAUGGAGUAACCUGGCAGAAAAUCUUCCUGAAUCCAUUUAUGUCCGGAUCUAUGAGGAGAAGAUAAAUCUCCUUCGAGCAGCCAUUGUUGGAGCACCCGGUACUCCAUAUCACAAUGGCCUUUUCUUCUUCGACAUAUAUCUCCCUGCCCAGUAUCCCCAUGAACCACCCCUGGUGCACUAUCGUUCUGGUGGGCUCCGCCUCAACCCCAAUCUGUACGAGUCAGGAAAAGUCUGUCUCAGUCUCCUAAACACAUGGACAGGCACAGGCACUGAAGUCUGGAAUCCAGAGAGCUCCAGUGUUCUUCAAGUUCUUCUCUCCCUCCAGGCCCUCGUCCUGAACGAAAAACCUUACUUUAACGAAGCUGGCUAUGAUAACCAGGUCGGUAAAGCUGAGGGAGAGAAGAACUCAGUAAGCUACAACGAGAAUGCCUUCCUUGUGACCUGGAAGUCCAUGCUUUACUUGCUUCGCAAGCCACCAAAGCAUUUUGAGGCACUCGUGGAGGAGCACAUCAAGCAACGUUCGCACGACAUUCUGGUGUCCUGCAAGGCGUACCUGGAUGGAGGAGAACCGAUCUUAGCAGAUGGGCAGCUUGGAGCGCAAGGAACUCGAAAGGGGAGCUCUGAUGGAUUCAAGAUCAUGCUUGCUAAGCUCUUCCCGAAGCUCGUCGAAGCCUUCUCUGUCAAAGGAAUCGAUUGCAGCCAGUUCCUGGAGCCCGAGAAGUGAAGGCCAGGCUCAUGAAGACUCUCCAUUUGCUGUAUCAGAGUAUCUUCUGGUGGUGCUUGUGCCAAACUGGGAAUUAUGGUUUCGUGUGUGUUUGGUUUGUGAGAGGAAAUGUGAAGUGAAUAAAUGAGGGGAGAAAUUCCUAGUGGUAUGCUCUCUGGUGUAAUGUAAUAUUGAUAUAUAUGUUUUAAAAUGUAUAAUUGCUGAUUAUGUAAAUAUGGAGAUUUGUAAAAUAAUUAUUGUUAUCAUAAUAAAACGAAGAACUGGAACUGGUUUGGUGUGUCUCAGUCAGUCUUGUAG